Messenger RNA from Chara braunii, 2216 nucleotides. The record is from the annotation of a GenBank genome assembly. Lineage: Eukaryota; Viridiplantae; Streptophyta; Charophyceae; Charales; Characeae.
UAAAUCGAGCGUGGGAAGAGUGAACUGAAUGAAGGACUGGAACUGGAACUGGGCCCAGCCAGAACUGGGACCAGGUCUGGAAUUGGAAGUGGACCAGUUUGCCCUGGGACUGAACCAAGUGAACUGAAAGACUUGAGAGAACUGGAACCGGAAAUGGAGCUUGAACUGGAGCUGUAACUUGAGUCUGACCUGCACAACUAGAACCAGAACUUCAGAUGGGACUGGAACUGGAACCAUCAUCAGAACCAGAAGCGGAUAUGGAACCAGAGGUCCAUAACUGAUAUUUGAAGUGGGACUGGACUGAGUGACCCGGAACCAGCACUGGAGCUUGAACUGGAACCAGAACAGGAGCUUCAACUGGAACCAGAACGGGAACCAGAACUGGAACCAGAACUGGAACCAGAACUGGAACCAGAACUGGAACCAGAAACUGGAACCAGAACUGGAACUGGAACUGGAGCUUGAACAGGAACGGGACCAGAACUGGAACUGGGACGAGAACUGGAGCUUGAACUGGAACUGGAACCCGAAUUGAAACUGGUUGGAACGGGGAAUGGGCCGAGUGGACUGGAGCUUGAAUUGGACCUGGAACCACCGCUGGGACUGUAAUUGUAAUUGUAAGUAGAAGGUGCGGAAGUAGAGGGGUUAUCAGAACCAGGUCCAGAAUCUAGACCAGGUUCAACUGCAAUUGGUCUGAAUUUGACCUGAAGCAGUUGUUGAGGUAGUCGAUGACCAGGGAGGGUCAUCCGAACUACAACCUGGAACUGGAACCGGAACCGGAAGUGGAACCGGUACUGCCGGAACUGGAACCGGAACCAGAACUGGAACCAGAACUGGAACCAGAACUGGAACCAGAACUGGAACCAGAACUGGAACUGGAACUGAAACCGGAACCAAAACUGGAACUGGAAACGAAAGUGGAACUGGAACUGGAACCGAAACCGGAAGUGGAACUGGAAGUGGAACCGCCGGAACUGGAACUGGAACCGGAACCAGAACCAGAACUGGAACCGAAACUGGAACUAGAACCGGAACUGCAACCUGGUCUGAAACCGGGACUGGACCUGGACCUGGAACCGGAACCGGAACUGGAACCGGAACUUGUGUUGAAAUUAGAACUGGAACUGGAGCUGGGACUAGAACUGCACAAAUUGUAAGCCAGGGGCCCAACACAAAGUAGGUACGUGAUUUGACAGCCAGAGGAAGGGAUGGAGCUUGGCAACUGAGCAGGUUUUUUUUUUUUUUUUUUUUUUUUGUAUGUUUGUUUGUGUUCUUGUUCUUUUUUGCCCCUCCUGGGAAAAAAUGAGCACCAGUUGUUCCCCUCUGUCUCAGGACAGCUUUUCAAGCUCAUCUUCUUUUUCAAAGUCUGCUUCUUUUGAUGAAGGUGCAGGUUUUAGAAAGCCGGAGCAGCUAGGCUUUAAGGUCAGUCCUCCAGAUAGGGACACAUGCGGGUUGGUAGUCUCUCUCUCUCUCUCUGUGUGUGUGUGUGUGUGUGUGUGUGUGUGUGUGUGUGUGUGUGUGUGUGUGUGUGUGUGUGUGUGUGUGUGUUGUGACUGCAGGUAGAAGAAAUGAUUGUAGAUGUCUUAGAGUAAGUUACAUGGUCCCCCUCCCCCCCUCCCCCCCUCCCCCCCCCUCUCGGAGAAUUGGACAGGAGAAAUAGAUAAGACUGGAAAAGUAGAUAGAGAUUUUUUUCCUCUCCUCUGAAUUGCAGGCGUGGGGAAUCAGAGAGGAGGGGGGCUCUCUCCUGUCGUGAACGAUUUUUGUUUUUCCGGCGCAUUUCAAUUUCUUGUCGCUCAAUUUGUCGAUUUCUCGUACAUUUUGUUUCGUUGGAAACUAAGGAGAGAGUAUGGAAAGGGUAAAAACUGCAGAGGUGUUCUCUCUCUCUCUCUCUCUCUUCUUCUGCUCCGCCACUUUCGUGCCUGCUCUGCCCCAAACAUUGUGGCUAGUUGGCCGAAUGCUAGUCAUAGGAGUAGGAGAUUGUGGCGCGGCUGUUUUAAACCUUUUUUCUGUGAUGAAAGGAAAAAUACUAAAAUAGUAAUUUAAAAAUGCUAAAAUUUGUGAAAUACAGUUUACAGUUUAGGAAAAGAGGGAUUUUUGCAGGCUUGCCUGGCAACCUUUUUUUGGGUGGGAAUAUGGAGUUGAUCCUUUCUUUUGCCGUCUUCGUUUUGGGCCACAGGACCCACUAUAAAUAAAUUUAAUAAAAUAAUAAUCUUAUA